Meriones unguiculatus (Mongolian gerbil) is the source of this 4010-nucleotide messenger RNA. RefSeq names its product glucosylceramidase beta 2 (gene Gba2). Gene Ontology annotation, biological process: central nervous system development; glucosylceramide catabolic process; carbohydrate metabolic process. The transcript has 17 exons. The record is from RefSeq and is a predicted model, not a curated record. Bases 1 to 2748 code for a protein of 915 amino acids. Gene Ontology annotation, molecular function: beta-glucosidase activity; glucosylceramidase activity. Gene Ontology annotation, cellular component: membrane. Lineage: Eukaryota; Metazoa; Chordata; Mammalia; Rodentia; Muridae.
AUGGUAACCUGCGUACCAGCCUCCGAGCAAAUCGGCUGUGCCAAAGGAGAUUCCCAAGUUUGUUGUCCUGAAGAUACCGGAGGCGCCGAGGCUGUGCGGGUUACAGACUGUGGGAGCCCUGAAGACAGUGGACCCCAGAAUGAGCCACGCUACUGCAAUUCAGAGGACUCUGGGCAGCUGAUGGCCUCCUAUGAGGGUAAAGCUAGAGGCUACCAGGUGCCUCCUUUUGGCUGGCGGAUCUGCUUGGCUCACGAGUUUGCAGAGAAAAGGAAACCCUUUAAUGCUAACAACAUCUCUCUAAGCAACCUGAUAAAGCAUUUCGGUAUGGGCUUGAGGUACUUCAAGUGGUGGUACCGGAAGACCCAGGUGGAAAAGAAGACCCCUUUCAUCGACAUGUUCAAUUGUGUACCCCUGAGACAGAUCUACGGUUGUCCCUUGGGUGGCAUUGGAGGAGGCACUAUCACCCGGGGCUGGAGAGGCCAAUUCUGUCGUUGGCAGCUUAAUCCUGGAAUGUACCAGCACCAGACAGUCAUUGCAGACCAAUUUACAGUGUGCUUGCGGCGGGACGGGCGGACUGUGUAUCAGCAAGUUUUGUCCCUGGAGCGUCCAAGUGUCUUGCACAGCUGGAACUGGGGCCUGUGUGGUUACUUUGCUUUCUACCACGCCCUCUAUCCCCGAGCCUGGACAGUCUAUCAGCUUCCUGGCCAGAGUGUCACCCUCACCUGCCGCCAGAUCACACCUAUUUUGCCCCAUGACUACCAGGACAGCAGCCUCCCUGUAGGAGUCUUUGUGUGGGAUGUAGAAAAUGAAGGAGAUGAAACUCUGGAUGUAUCCAUCAUGUUCUCCAUGCGGAAUGGACUAGGAGGUGAAGAUGAUGCCCCAGGAGGGUUGUGGAAUGAACCCUUCUGUCUGGAACAGGAUGGGACGACUGUCCAGGGGCUCCUCCUGCAUCAUCCAACCCCUCCAAAUCCCUACACCAUGGCUGUGGCUGCACGAUGCAGGGCAGAUACCACGGUAACCUACAUCACAGCCUUUGACCCUGACGGCACUGGGCAGCAGGUGUGGCAGGACCUACUUCAAGAUGGACAGCUGGACUCCCCCACUGGUCAAAGCACCCGAACACAGAAAGGAGAGGGUAUUGCUGGGGCUGUCUGUAUUUCCAGUAAGCUGCCACCACGAGGCCGCUGCUGCUUGGAGUUUUCACUGGCUUGGGAUAUGCCUAGGAUCAUGUUUGGAGCUAAGGGCCAAGUCCACUACAGGCGGUAUACACGGUUCUUUGGCUCAGGGGGUGAUGUGGCUCCUGCCCUUAGCCACUAUGCACUGUGCCAAUAUGCAGACUGGGAGACCAGAAUCUCGGCAUGGCAGAGCCCAGUACUGGAUGACAGAUCCUUGCCUGCCUGGUACAAAUCUGCUCUGUUCAAUGAAUUAUACUUCCUGGCUGAUGGAGGCACAGUAUGGCUGGAAGUUCCUGAAGACUCUCUGCCAGAGGAGCUGGGAGGGAGCAUGUAUCAGCUCUGCCCCAUUCUGCAGGACUAUGGGCGAUUUGGCUAUCUUGAGGGCCAGGAGUAUCGCAUGUACAAUACAUACGAUGUCCACUUUUAUGCUUCUUUUGCCCUCGUCAUGCUGUGGCCCAAACUUGAGCUCAGUCUACAAUAUGAUAUGGCUCUGGCAACUUUGAAGGAGGACCUGACACGGCGACGGUACCUGAUGAGUGGAGUAAUGGCACCUGUGAAAAGGAGGAAUGUUAUCCCUCAUGAUAUAGGGGACCCAGAUGACGAGCCAUGGCUCCGGGUCAAUGCGUAUUUGAUUCAUGAUACUGCUGACUGGAAGGACCUAAACCUGAAGUUUGUGCUCCAAGUUUAUCGGGACUAUUACCUGACGGGUGAUCAAGGCUUCCUGAAGGACAUGUGGCCUGUGUGUCUGGCAGUGAUGGAGUCUGAAAUGAAGUUUGAUAAGGACCAAGAUGGACUCAUUGAGAACAGCGGCUACCCAGACCAGACCUAUGAUGGAUGGGUCACCACAGGCCCCAGUGCUUACUGUGGAGGGCUGUGGCUGGCAGCUGUGGCGGUGAUGGUUCAGAUGGCUGUUGUGUGUGAGGCCCAGGACGUCCAGGAUAAGUUUUCUUCCAUUCUCUGCCGAGGCCGAGAAGCUUACGAGAGACUGCUCUGGAAUGGCCGCUAUUACAACUAUGAUAGCAGCUCCCAGCCUCAGUCCCGCAUCAUCAUGUCUGACCAAUGUGCUGGGCAGUGGUUCCUGAGGGCCUGUGGCCUGGGAGAAGGAGACACUGAGGUAUUUCCUACCCUACAUGUGAUCCGUGCUCUCCAAACCAUCUUCGAGCUCAAUGUCCAGGCCUUUGCAGGAGGAGCCAUGGGGGCUGUGAAUGGGAUGCAGCCUCAUGGGGUCCCUGACAGAUCCAGUGUGCAGUCUGAUGAAGUUUGGGUGGGUGUGGUCUAUGCGCUGGCAGCCACCAUGAUCCAAGAGGGCCUGACUUGGGAAGGUUUCAGGACAGCUGAAGGCUGUUACCGCACCGUGUGGGAACGCCUGGGCCUGGCCUUCCAGACCCCAGAGGCAUACUGCCAGCAGCGAGUAUUCCGCUCACUGGCCUACAUGCGGCCCCUGAGCAUCUGGGCCAUGCAGCUGGCCCUGCAACAGCAGCAGCAUAAAAAGGGCAGCAGGCCAGUAGUCACACAGGGCACAGAACUAAGCACAGAGCCAGAACGUGGACCAAAGAAAUCUUGGCAAGCCUAAAUCCAGAGUGAGCCCUCUGAACUAAGGAGGCCCAGCCUCUGCACUGGUCUUUGCCCCUUCCUCCCGCAACUACUGCAGCCUGAGCCAACAGGACAAUCAUGCCUCUCCCUUCUUCCUCCCUGACUGUGCCAGUAAAAAGGGGCUGACCAACUACUUAUUUAUUUCUUACACUACCCGUUCCUUCUGUGGAUGAAAUACUCAAGGCCAGUAAAUUUCUCCAAGUCUUUUCAUGGGACAACAGAUACACAUGGGUAUAAAUAAAAGACCCAUAAAAAUAAGUAAGUGUGGUGCAUUCAAGUUCCCAAGCAUGCUAACAGGGCACAGGAACAGAGGCCAGCUCUUCCCCUACUCUUAUCCAUCUGAGUACAGACAGGGUCACAUCUAACCUGAAUACCUGCCCUGUAAGGUAACAGAAGAAGGGCAGUGGGCAGGCAGCCAUCCCCCAUUUUUUGAAAGAUUUGCUUGCAGGGGAAGGUUGGGACUCGAGAAGGGGAUCUCUGAGGAAAGAUUAAGGAGUGGCCAGUGCAGGGGCGGCUGUGCUUGAGGCAUGUGGUAUAGUAGGCAGGAAAAGUUGGAGGCCAGGAGCGUAUGUUCUGAGCUGUCCAGAAACUGGUUUGUGCUGUCCUUUGGUAACUCUGACUGCAGGGCAGGCAGCUUCUGCUGCUGCUGGUCCUCACUGGGGAGGGCACGAAGCUGGCGGUGCAACACUGAAGAGACAAAGACUGAUCAGGAGACAACACAGAAGAUGCCCUCAACCCCAGCCCAUGCCUUAAGGUGUCCUCUUACCGACAUACUCAGCUGGCACACUCCCUCUUGUGUUAGAGGAGUACAUAGCAGGCACCAGAAGAAGGCAGAAAGAAAACAGCAGAACCUAGAACACAGGAAAAAGGAGAUGAAGAGCUCUGGGUCACACGUCCUGUCUCUGCCAAGGAAAAGAUCUCUUGUCCCAUCCUCACCAGGACACAUGUGCUGCCACUGCUAGUUUUGUUUGCUAUCUCAGUCACCAUGGCCUGAAGUUUCCUCAGUUGACCUAGAAGGGACCUAAGAGAAGAGAGCAAACAAUGGUGAGCAGGCCCUGACCUGGCACCCUAAGUCACAUGAAGUCCUCCUGUUGAAGCCACCCUCUCCACUGGUACAGUGGAUCCCAGCUCUUAACUUCCCUUGCCAUUUUUCCUCCACAUGACUUCUUCUUUGUGCACAAAUACCUGUAGUUCCUUAUUGAAACAAAAAUAAAAACUCUCUGCCCUGACUUAACCAAAUAA